GCUUCUAAAGCUGUGCACUAAUACAUGCUUGGACGCCAUGAGCUGAAGCAGAGCAGAAUACGUUGAGGCAGCCUAGAUAGAGGAACUGUGACUUUUUUUCAUCCCUCUUUUGAACAUUCAGUGAUAGAGACAAAUAAGGAAGUUUGAAUGUUCUAUAUUUCUGACACUUUUCCUGUGGGGGAGAAAUGUUAUAGUUUGGUAAAGACAUUGAACUAAAAGGUUUGGAAUCACUGAACAUGCCCAGAAAUGCAUUAAACAUUAAUUGACUACUUGGAAAGAAAAAAAAUAAUCAUGGCUUCCAACAUGGCUAGCCCUGCUAACCAUCUGCCAUACUUCUUUGGCAAUAUUACACGCGAGGAAGCUGAGGAGUAUCUGAUGCAAGGAGGAAUGAGUGAUGGACUAUACCUGCUUCGCCAAAGCCGGAAUUACCUAGGGGGCUUUGCCUUAUCCUUGGCCUAUGGAAGGAAGGUUCAUCAUUACACAAUUGAGAGAGAGCUGAGUGGGACAUAUGCUAUUGCAGGAGGCAAAUCACAUGCAAGUCCUGCUGAACUCAUUAACUAUCAUUCAGAGGAAGCAGAUGGCCUUAUCUGUCUACUGCGAAAAUCUUUCAAUCGACCACCAGGCAUUGAGCCCAAAACAGGGCCUUUUGAAGAUUUAAAAGAGAACCUCAUCAGAGAGUAUGUCAAACAAACAUGGAAUCUGCAGGGUCAUGCUCUUGAACAAGCUAUCAUUAGCCAAAAACCUCAGCUGGAGAAACUGAUUGCCACUACAGCCCAUGAGAAGAUGCCUUGGUUCCAUGGGAGGAUCUCUCGGGAGGAGUCAGAGCAGCGUAUCCUCAUUGGAUCAAGAAACAAUGGAAAAUUUCUAAUCCGAGAAAGGGACAGCAAUGGUUCCUAUGCCCUGUGUCUGCUGAAUGAUGGAAAAGUACUGCAUUACCGUAUUGACAGAGAUAAGACAGGAAAGCUCUCCAUACCAGAUGGAAAAAAAUUUGACACCCUCUGGCAGGUCUGUUAAAUUUGAAUCACUUGAGUAUCUGUCAUCAUGUUGCAGUUUUACCCAGUUAGGCGGUCUCUUUUACUUUGCUGUGCUUCAACUGUCUUUAGCUAAAUAGCAGCAUGUUAGAACAGUUUAUUUGUCCUCCUUACAACUUUUGUGGUUUUCCUACACAAAUGUUCAUUACUGGAGAAAGCUAAGUAAAUGUAAAGAUUUCAAUCAUUUUAAAGUGGUGAUGCUGCAGCUUCACUGAGUUUUAAACUGCUGUAAACAUUAUUCAUUUAACAGGACAUUCUCUAGAAUGGAAGACUAAUUUAAUUUGUAAGAGAUAUACUGUAUACAAUAACAGUUAUGCCAGGUACAGUGUUUUGCUUAUGUCCUUUGUAAUAAUGAUAAGCAGAAUUUUAAGAAACACAUGGGAUGGUUUGGCAUGCUGUACACAUAAUGCAUUAUUUAGCUUUGAAAUUCCCUACUUUGUAACUGAACAAACAUGGUUUGUAAUCAUUACCACAACAAGAUGUCUGAAUUCUAUUGAAAAUAAAACAGUUGAGAACUGGAUAGUUAACUGUGCCAUAGUUGGUAAUAAAACUGGAGAAAUGAUUGGAUAGGUUGAAGAAGCUAAAGGAAGUAAAAGCCUUGAAGAAUCCUUUCUUAAAACCUUAAUAAAAAAAAGUGAGUCAUAAAUUUAAAAAGCAAGUUUUUACCUGUGCAUAUUAACUCCCAGCAUUUCUUGUAAAUAUCCUGCAUACCUGUUGAGUUACUGGAAAUUUUAAGCAGCCUACAAAAUGUGCAAGUUUUUUGAACAUCUCUAUUCUUUCAUUUGCAGACCCCCUUUUUCCUACCCAAAUGCACCAGUACCAAAAUAGGAGUCAUGUUCCUGUGAUGUAAUGACAAAAAGUAUGGAUAGGAUAAUACACGAGCACAAAAGUCCACAGCUUUGUGUGUUUUAACUGUUCACAUACCAUUAUGAGCCUGAGGCCAAAGAGAACAUCUUUCAAACAAAAA
This is a messenger RNA of Meleagris gallopavo (turkey), 1998 nucleotides long. NCBI's taxonomy places the organism in Eukaryota, Metazoa, Chordata, Aves, Galliformes, Phasianidae. The record is from RefSeq and is a predicted model, not a curated record.